UUCUCUUUAGUGCGAAGUUAACGUAACCAGGCUUAGUGAAAGGAAGUGUGGUGACCAAGAACAAGUUCCACGUUAGCGUUUUUGUUAUUUAGACGUUUAUUGGCACCGUUGAACUCAAAAUAUGACACAUGUAACCGCGCUGCACAUACUUACCCCAGGUAGUCUUUAAUUCGCGUUGGAGACGUUACUUGGUUGAUGAUGUUAUCUAGCUAGCUGCUAACGUUAGCUAACAACAAUGGCUGACUGUAUGAUUUUUCACACUCAUAUUGCCUCCAUCAUGGAGAUGCUAGCGAAUACAGCCGUGGCAGAGAUCUGUAAACUCGUAGACGACGACUAUGCAGUGUUUCGUUUGGAAAUAACUCAAAGCCAGAAAGAAAACAGGGGAUUACGGAGGAAACUACAACAAUUGGAAUUGAAGGUGGCACGGGAGCGCGCAGAGAGGACAAUACGAGAGCGCGUCCUCACCAGUCGUCCCAGUAGUGUCAAGAUCCUUGACCGAUGCAGAGGAAUGGCAAGAGGUGAAGGACCUCUCACUGGAGGCCACAGGAGCAUUGUGAAGCCAGCGGGACACAACACAUGGAGAGAUGACCAACCCAUCACUGUUGAUGAGGGGAGUGAAACCUCAUCCCAGCACAUUAUUGUGAUAGAGUCUGCAGAUGCAGAGGCUGCAGGUCCUGGGGUCAAGCUGGAGAGGUCUGAAGGAGAGGUGGACCCACAGCACAGCAGAGACAUCCAGACUGGAGCAAUGGCUGGAGUGGCGCAACCUGUAGUCACUGAGGACCUCGCCACCACUGCAGCGGCCCAGACCAGGACCGGACGUAGCAUCACGGAGGAGGAGGGUCCAGAGGUGCUGCUGGUGAAGGAGGAGGGCUGUGAGGAAGGUCUGGGGAACCCAGAGGGGACCAUGGUCGUAGAGGACAACCAGACUACACCACCACCUGAACCCACAGAGGAACCAGCUGAGCAGCACAGGACCACAUACAGUCUCACCAAGUCAGUAGACAUGGAGGAUGGGAAGCCUGAUCUGCGGCUAGUGAAAGAGGAGACAAUAGAAGACGGACCAGAGAGCAUUGACUUGCUGAGUGGACUAAAGAUGGGGAGCAAGGGUGGUUGGCUGGAGGCUAACAGAGGAGACUGGGAAGCCAUCUUGGAUUCCCAGACCCAGACUGGUGCAGCCAAGGGCCCAGGGGACAACAUCACUGAGCAGGCCAGGACCAGAGGUGACAUAGUGGAGGUCAGUGGAUGGGACAGAGUCCUCAACUCUGGGCUGGGGAACAACAUUGUUAACCACAACCAGAAACAGACAGUUGAACACAAAACAUCUGAAUUUAGUCUCCAUGACAACAGUCUGGCUGAGUCCAGGGCAAGGCGUAGAUUUGGUCUGCAGGGGCAGAGGGGUGACCGUAUGCGGCUUGAGAGAACAGACACUGACUCGGCUAGCGAUGCUCCGUCCUGCUCCUAUAGUUCUUAUUCAGAGAGACUGAUGACGCCUCAGGUUAACACCCUAACAGGUGCUGCCUUCAGCCUGCCUUCUGUAGGAUCUAUCAACUGGAACAUGGACCCUGUGACAACACAGACACUUCCUGGCCUUCAUCCUCCUCACACUCCUCUAAUGUUAAACCAGACCUCAGACAAUGCCAGUGCCUCAACACUAAAUGGCUACACAAGCCCAUUGACACUUGACAGUAGUAGAGAUGGAAUCAGUAAAGGUGGCAUCGCCAAAGAGAAGCGCUUCAUGUGUUCGUUCUGUGGGAAAGCCUUCAGUUUCCCCAAUCAGGUGAAGAUCCACCAGAGGAUGCACACGGGGGAGAAACCAUUCAGCUGCCACUUGUGCCGGGACAGCUUCUCCCAUUUGUCUAGCCUGAAGAGGCACCAGAGAGUCCACACAGGGGAGAAACCAUACCCGUGCCCGCAGUGUCAGAAACGGUUCUCUCACCAGCACCGCUUGAAGAUACACCUGAAGAUCCACACGGGAGAGGGGCCGUUUUCCUGUACACACUGUGGGAAGAGGUUCUCAGAGAGGAGCUACCUCAGGAUACACCAGCAGAAAAUGCACACGGCCCAUGUAUAGAGUAUUGUAACAUAUAAUGUAGUACUAGCUAGUUUGUUUGUAGUUAAUUAUUUUGGUUGUGGAUCUAUAAGGAACUGGAUGAGGUGAACUGAGGAAAGAAUGAGUAUGAUGAGGCAGAGUAGAUGAUAUGGUGGUGGUUGGUGUGAUGGUGGUGUCUGUAAAAAUGCUUCACUGAUGAAAAGGGACAACCUUGUCCCUUUAGGUUGAUAUUGGUAUUUUAUAGUGAAAUAACGAUAGUGCCUUAAUUCAUGUUUACUUGUCAUAAAGAUGUGAUUUUGAACCUUUUCCAAUGUCUUCUAAAAUGUAUUUGAUCAAAACGAGUCUACCAGAUUUAAGGAAAAGGUAAUGAAGUUAUUCUACUUGUCACGUAUCGUUUUGCAUAAAAGUACUCUGUACUCUGUUUGAGUGUAUGCCCAUCUUGAAAUGAAAUACAAAACUGACACUGGUGGUGACUGACAUUUUUCAUUGCGGGGGACUGAGUGCCCCGUAUCUCAGUCGAACCUAAACAUUAUACUUAAUUCUUAUAUCAACACAUGGACAUUUUUUUUAUAAUUCACUCCAAUGGCUCCAUAUUGUUAUGUACACUAUAUAUUCGGAAAGUAUUCAGACACUUUCCCUUUUGUGGUGAUAGUCUUAUUCUAAAAUUGAUUUUUUUCAAAUCUCUUCAAUCUAUACACUACCCCAUAAUGACAAAGCAAAAACAGGUUUUUAGAAAUGUUUGCUAAUUUAUUAAAAAUAAAGAACAGAUACUUUAUUUGCAUAAGUCCUCAGACCCUUUUCUAUGAGAUUUGAAAUUGAGCUCAGCUGCAUCCUGUUUCCAUUGAUUGUCCUUGAGAUGUUUCUACAACUUGAUUAGAGUCCACCUGUUGUAAAUUCAAUUGAUUAGACAUGAUUUAGAAAGGCACACACCUGUCUAUAUAAGGUCCCACAGUUGACAAUGCAUGUCAGAGCAAAGACCAUGCCAUGAGGUCAAAGGAAUUGUCCGUAGAGCUCAGACAGGAUUGUGUCGAGGCACAGAUCUGGGGAAGGGUACCAAAACAUUUUCUAAAAUGGAAGGAGUUUGGAACCAUCAAGCCUCUUCCUCGAGCUGGCCGCCCGGCCAAACUGAGCAAUCCGGGGAGAAGGGCCUUUGUCAGGGAGGUGACCAAGAACUCGAUGGUCACUCUGACCGAGCUCCAGAGUUCCUCUGAUCUCUUUUAGUCCUCAUUUGGACUAAUCUUCCAAGAGUCCUUAAACAUUGAAAUCCAAUUUAGAAUACAAACAUAUUUUCACAUUUAAACACUGUUACAAACAGACAUAAUACACUAACAUAUUUACCCAGUCUAAAAAUAUAUUGAUUCUUCCUCUACUUUAGUCCAAUGCAACAUUUCUAUUAUAUUUAAAUGGUUUUAAAGUAUUGUAUAUAUUGAGAGGUUUCUGGUUUGCUCAGUUAAAUUUUCAAUUUCUUUAUUGCUCUAAAUUGAAAUGUUCUGCCUAUUUCUCUUUUCUCUCUGGGUAACACAUAGAUGGUGGACAAUCUAUUCCUAGUAUUUACUGAAUGUCUGUCUCUUACCAACUGAAUACUGUUGUGAAUAGAGUUUGCACGUUUUUAAAUAGUGCAUAAUUUAUUUCAUAAUAUACACGUUUUUUUUCCAAUUAUCUUGUUGAUUGAUGACCAACCAAGAGCAUUGCUCAUGACUGCAAUAGAACCAUAUCCCCACCUGAAAACAAUCAUUGCUGCUUUGUUCUGUGCAAUCUGCAGCCUCCUAAUUUCACUUUGAUGCAUUUCCCCAGACCACAGAACAGUAGUUCACCUGACUCUCAAUUAAUGCCUGUUAUUUGCUUAAGAAUGUUUUCUGGUAAAUAUUUAGCUAUCCUUCUGAUCAUGCAUGCUGUUUAGAUUUUUUUUUUUACAUAGAUGAGUUGAGGCGACCAUGAUAAGCAGUUGUCUAGCUGCACUCCCAGUAGUUUGGUUUCUGCCACUUCCUCAAUUUGUACUCCCCCCAUACUUAAUUGUAUCCCAUGCUGUGUUGGCCUUUUCUUAGUGGAACAGACCAACAUAACUUUGGUUUUUCUUGGUGAUUAAAACAAGUUUGUUCCGGCAAACCCACUCUCUGAUAUUCUCCAAAUCUCCUUGUAAAGCUUGCUGUACCUGUUGAACCGAUUGUCUUGCUGUAUAAAUUGUAGUAUCAUCUGCAAAUAUCGUAGCUUGCAUUACAGAUAAGGCAUAAGGAAGGUUGUUGGUAUAUAUUAAAUAAAGAAGUGGCCCAAGGCAACUGCCCUGCGGUAUUCCACAGUUUAAAGCAUGGGGGGAAGAAAAUGAACAAUUGAUAUAUAUGGACUGUUUCUUGUCAGAUAUGACUGUACCCAAUACAAUGCUACCUUCUUAAAACCAUAAUGCAUUAAUUUUGCCAAUUAUUUCAUGAUCCGCUAAAUCAAAUGCUGCACUAAAAUCUAAAAAUAGUACACCCACAAACCUGCCAUUAUCCACAGCGUUGAGCCACUGGUCAGUCAUGUCAACCAAUGCAGUGGUAGUGGAAUGGUUUUUGUGAUAAGCAUGCUGAUUGGCUGUAAUCAGAUCAUUCUUUUUUUAUGUACUCCUAUUUGUCUACUCACAAUACCCUCCAAUAUCUUAUAGUAGUAUAGGGAGUAGACUAAUUGGUCCCAUUGGCAGGAGUAAUGGGUUCUUUGCUGUCUUUCGGAAUUGGACAGUUUCGCAUGCUUCUAUACAUUUGCAAACAUCGCCUUUUCCAGUGACCAAUUAAAUAUAUUUCAGUGGAGCUGCAAUCUGGGGAGCAGCAUAGCAAAGUAAAAAAAUUGUCCAUAAGAUCAUAACCUGUAGAUUUACCAUCGGGUAAUGACUUCAAUAGGUUUAACACCUCUACUGACACCAUUUGUAGACUAAAAGAGCAGGUCUUGUUGCUCAUAAUAUGAUCAUCAAUCCAUUGGACAAUAGCUUGUUUGGAAGAAUGUUUACAUUAUUGCUCAGUAAAUUCAUUUUCUUUGUAAACAAUUCUGCAAAAUGAUUGGCAACAUCAGCUGGUUUUGUUAUUGUUCUCCCACCAACCUCCACACUAGAUGGGCAUGAUGAGAUGGAUGUACCAAGUAGGCCCUUAACUGUAUUCCAUACCUUUUUAGAAUCGUUUUUACAAUCAAUAAAAGCAUUUUUGUAAAAUAAAGUUUUUUUUCUUACG
This is a messenger RNA of Oncorhynchus masou masou (cherry salmon), 5244 nucleotides long. RefSeq lists its product as uncharacterized. NCBI's taxonomy places the organism in Eukaryota, Metazoa, Chordata, Actinopteri, Salmoniformes, Salmonidae. Bases 236 to 2071 code for a protein of 611 amino acids. Gene Ontology annotation, cellular component: nucleoplasm. Gene Ontology annotation, biological process: regulation of transcription by RNA polymerase II. The record is from RefSeq and is a predicted model, not a curated record. The transcript is spliced from 7 exons. Gene Ontology annotation, molecular function: RNA polymerase II cis-regulatory region sequence-specific DNA binding; DNA-binding transcription repressor activity, RNA polymerase II-specific.